Messenger RNA from Meloidogyne enterolobii, 348 nucleotides. Lineage: Eukaryota; Metazoa; Nematoda; Chromadorea; Rhabditida; Meloidogynidae. The record is from the annotation of a GenBank genome assembly.
AUGUCUCAAUCAAAAUUAAAUACAAAAAAUAUUUUAUUUUUAAAUAAUCCAAUAUUUUUAAUUAUUUUCUACCUCAUUCUAAUUCAAUUUUGUUUUGCAUUAAAAUUAAAUAAUCAACAACAAAGACUUGUUAAUUCACAGCUAUUAAAUCAUAAAAUAAAUAUUAGAUCAGAACAAGAAGGAGAAAAGAAUGAACAAAAAAAUGAUAAAUUAAAUUUAAAUAAUAACAAUCUUUUAAGACAAUAUAUUGGGGGAGGGUUAUUUAAUUGUGGAACUAAAUAUGUUGCAAUGCUUCAAAAACUUAAUAAAUUUAUUGAGGUAAUUUUGAUUUUAUUUAAAAUUAUUUAG